Messenger RNA from Capronia coronata CBS 617.96, 237 nucleotides. RefSeq lists its product as uncharacterized. Lineage: Eukaryota; Fungi; Ascomycota; Eurotiomycetes; Chaetothyriales; Herpotrichiellaceae. The record is from RefSeq and is a predicted model, not a curated record. The transcript has a single exon. Bases 1 to 237 code for a protein of 78 amino acids.
AUGGCGAAGUUGACUGUAUCGAGCAAUGGCAACCCAGAGAUCGUGUCACUGGUACAACAUACGGGUCUCGGGGCCUUAAGCGCUCGACGGCAGAGACCGAGGUUGCCUGUCCAGUCUUACAACAAUACCGAGUGGGAAGCGAACCGCGCCAUCAUUACUCAUCUCUACUCAGUCGAACGACAACCGUUGGGCGAGGUACGGCGACGGCUCCGCCAGAUGGGGUUUCAGGUCAAGUAG